Molecule: messenger RNA, 3065 nt
Organism: Vombatus ursinus (common wombat)
Lineage: Eukaryota; Metazoa; Chordata; Mammalia; Diprotodontia; Vombatidae
Gene: EGFL7
Product: EGF like domain multiple 7
Exons: 10
Coding region: 406-1251 (281 amino acids)
Biological process (GO): anatomical structure development
Cellular component (GO): cell surface; extracellular region
Molecular function (GO): signaling receptor binding; calcium ion binding
Source: RefSeq, a predicted model, not a curated record
UUGCCUUGAGAGAGGGGCCUCCCAUCUCUGCGUGAAGCUGACCAUUACUACCUGACCAGGACAGAUGAGAGAAGAAAAGGCAACAGGAAUGGGAGGAAGGUGGCAGCCUCAAUGCCUCCCUGGAGGAGGUGGAGGUAGCCCAGAUAGCAUGAUGAAAAGGUGUCUGGUGACCCUAAUAGGGUCGAGGCUGGGGAGGGAGAUGAGUUCUGGGGGCUGAGAUGGAGGUGAAGAACAGUGGGGCUUGGAACAACUACGGAAGCAGCAAGCCAGAGGCAAUGAUUAGAAGGAAUCCCAAGAAUCCAGACAAAUGACUGAACCCGGAAAACCAGUUUCAGGUCAUCCCAGUAACCAUGCAAAUGUGGUAGGAGCUGGAACAAGAACAGCACUAUCCAGAGGAUAUAGGAAAUGUGGAGUCCUGGGGCCUUCCUGGUGACCUGGAUUUUCGUUUUGGGACUGGGCCACACAGAGCAUUUCUACCGGCCAGGUCGUAGGACAUGCUCCAUAGCAGCUACCAAGGAAACUGUCCCUGUCACUGAGUCCUAUAUCCAGAGGGUCUACCAGCCCUACAUCACCAUCUGUGAAGACCAUAGAGCUUGCAGCACCUAUCGGACCAUCUACAAGACUGCUUACCGAUACGCUUCUCGGAUUAUCUCCCCACCACGAUAUACUUGCUGCCCAGGUUGGAGAAGAAGUAAUGGGCUCCCUGGUUGUGGCACAGCAAUAUGCCAAUCACCUUGUCAGAAUGGAGGAAGCUGUGCCAGGCCUGGUAGAUGUAGAUGCUCUGCAGGGUGGCAAGGAGACACUUGCCAAAUUGAUGUGGAUGAGUGCAGUCAGCUUGGUCAUGGCUGCCCCCAGAACUGCAUCAACAGUCCUGGGAGUUACCACUGCCAGUGCCAGGAGGGAUACGAGCUAUCUUCAGAUGGGAGACUAUGCCAGCCCCAGAGUGGUUCCCCAGGAGUGACCUCAACUCUUUGUCCCAUUGGGCAGCCUCAGCCAGAGGCUUCUGAUGAAAUGAAAGAAGAAAUACAGAAGCUAAGGAGUCGAGUGGAUGUGUUGGAGGAGAAGCUGCAGCUGGUGCUGGUUCCCUUCCAUAGUCUGGCACCCCCAGACUCAGAGGAUGGGCUAUCUGCUGACCACACCAGCCUUCUGUUCCACUCUUUCCAGCAGCUGGACCGGAUUGACUCCCUGAGUGAACAGAUUCUGUUCCUGGAGGAACGGCUAGAGACCUGUUCCUGCAAGAAUAAGCAAUAAGAGAUUCCCAGCUAAGUCCAGAGGCCUCACCUGGCAGGGGAUUGAGAGCCAAGGUACCAGAAUGGGACCACAGGGAACCUGCCACAUCUUUUCCUUUUAGAGAUGUUUGUAUUGAGUAUAAAUCUCAAGCCAGAGACCACUAAUCCUCUUUAAGUAAGCACUCUGGGCUCCUUCCCACAAGUAGACCAAGCAGCAGGCUGCAGGAUAGCUUGUGAUAUUAGGAUGAAUUGAGCCACUUAAAUCCUUCUUCUAUGACCCAACCUCACCAACUCCCCAUUCCUCCUUUUUCCUCAGUGAUGGUGGGACUUGGUCCUCCCCCCACAUCCUGUUUCUGGGGAGAAGACAAAAAACUCCCUCCAUCUUAGUGGGGUUUACAUAUUCCCCCUAGCUUGGGAAAGGUAAACAUUAUUGGCACCAAAGAGCUAGGUCAGAUCAGAAGCCAGUCUAUCAGGGACAAUUUGGGAGAAGCAACAGUUAGAACUUGGGAAAGGCAAACAUGAUAUAAUGGAGGGGAAAACCCUAACAAUAAUAACAACAUGGGCUUUGGAGUAGGGUGCUUGGAUUUAAAUCCUCUUUCAGCUACUUACUGUGUAGUCUUGACCAAGACACUUAACCAGUUUCCUCAUUUAUAAAAAAAGGAGAUAGGUUAAGUGAUCCCCAGUGUUUCUUCCUGCUCCACAAGAAGUAAGAAAGAAGAAUUCUAAAUUCUGAAGCAGUGUAAUAGAGCAUAAGGAAUGCUGGAGUCAGGAGACACCUGGUUUUAGAUCCUACCUCUAACAUGAAUUAGUUAUGCCACUUAAGCUCUAAGAUCCCCAAUUUUUACUUCUGUAAAAUAGGGAUGAUACAUGAAGUGACCUCCUUCACAGGGUUGUUGUAAGGAUGAAAGCAGAUUAAGUAUACGAAGCACUUUGUAAACCUUCAGGUGCUAUCUAAAUGACAGUUAUUGAAAUCAUUCUCUACAUGUAUGUGGAGAUCAUAGGCCCACAGUACCCUGAAGUUGGAAGGCUCCGUAGGGAUCGCCCAGUUCAAUCUCCCCUCCACAACACCUCAAGAUGGAGCACAUCCUGAGCUGCCAGCGAGAGGACCUGAGCUAAUUUGUUUCUUUCACAGUGGGGAUAAGCUGACCCAAGCCAUGCAGUAUUUCCUUUUCCCCGAUAUUAUCAAACAGUCCACAAAAACAUUAUGUGACAUCAAGUCAAGCAUGCAGUCUGUGUCUAAGGAAUUGGUCUUUUUUUUUUCCUCUCAUGUGAAUCUGAUCCAGGAGUCAAGCUCACAACCUUGUCCCCAUUUGUACUGUGACCUGAGCCAAGGGUAGGGAGCCCCAUCUUGAGUCUUGAUUGGCCCCACCUCCAAUGAUGUCCUUCCUUUCCUCCUCUUAAAGCUGCUCCCUACUUGGACAGCAGCCCCCACCUCUGGUACAACCAAUGCCAAAGUUUAUUCUAAGCUUGUGUGUAAGGGCAGUCUGCCCACCACCAAGUGGAUGACUCACCCAUUCGUCAUCCAGGACGUAGCCAAGAGCAAGCUGUCCAUGGCAUCCGGGCGAAGGUACGCGAUCUCUUCCCUACUGAAUUUCUGCUACCAUUCUGGUGUCUGGCUUCUAGCUUCAAGACAGGCAGGAGGAGGGGAGGCCUAUUCCCAUCCCACCCCCACCCUUCAACUCAGGGAAGUUAAGAGGGCAGCAGUGCCCAGUGGGUAAAAUAGUACAAUUGCAUCUCACUGCCUCCCGGGACCAAUCCAUCCAGAAACAACUGGUAUUUGUUUAACGCUGUGUCUAGUCUAACCUUUGUAAAAAUAAAAACCAUAUUGUUAUCAGA